Agrilus planipennis (emerald ash borer) is the source of this 1155-nucleotide messenger RNA. Its product is annotated as serrate RNA effector molecule homolog. Lineage: Eukaryota; Metazoa; Arthropoda; Insecta; Coleoptera; Buprestidae. Gene Ontology annotation, biological process: primary miRNA processing; mRNA processing. The transcript is spliced from 6 exons. The annotation marks the transcript as partial. The record is from RefSeq and is a predicted model, not a curated record. Gene Ontology annotation, cellular component: nuclear body.
CGUCUGAGGGAUUGCGAAUUGGGAGCAAUUGUGAAUCGUGACUUGAGUCGUCGCAUACGUCCUGUAAACGGCAUCACUGCUCACAAACAAGUUGUUCGAUCAGACAUCAGAAUUUCGGCAAAAGUUACUUUACAUUUGGACACUAAAGCCGGGCUCUGGCAAGAAAAUGAAUCCGGAGAAAAACCGCAACAAACGUUUGGAUUGGUCUCAAACAAUCCAGUUUUGCACAACAUAACCGAUUAUCUGAUAGAAGAGGCGAGCGCAGAAGAAGAAGAACUCCUUGGAUUAGAUCCCAGUUCUGAUCCCCAGGAUGCUGCCACAACUGUCGAUCGAGAUGAUUCGCUUAUCACCGUAUUAGAUAGAAUCAUCUUGUACUUACGUGUAGUUCAUUCUGUUGAUUAUUAUAACCAUUGUGAGUAUCCUAAUGAAGACGAAAUGCCUAACCGUUGCGGAAUCCUACACGCCAGGGGUCCUCCUCCAACUGCAAAAACUGAUAUAACUCAGUUCAUUGGUGCUGCUGUGGAAGCAAAGAUGACACAAUUCUUACCAGAAAAACCAGGAAACACUGAAAAUAAAAACGAAGUCAAAUUGAUCAGCAUGGCUCUUAAAGACGUGGACACUGAAAUUGACAAAUUUGUACAAGCGAAUACCAGAGAAUUGGCCAAAGACAAGUGGCUCUGUCCUUUAUCAGGAAAAAAAUUCAAAGGGCCAGAUUUCGUGCGCAAACACAUUUUCAACAAACAUGCAGAAAAAAUAGAGGAAGUGAAAAAGGAGGUCGAAUUUUUCAAUAACUAUUUGAAGGAUGUGAAACGUCCUAUGCUGGAAAUGCCGCAACCUAGGAAAGACGAGACACCCCCUUUCAGUCAUCCACCAAAUUAUGGAACUUCUUAUGGAUUUGGACCUAGAUAUUACAAUCAAGGAUAUGGGCGUCCUAGGCCUUACAUGCCUCCAAGAGCCAGGGGUGGAGGCGCUGGAAGUGACUUUAGACCGGUAAUUCAUUACAGAGACUUGGACGCCCCUAGAGAGCCUGAGGAGUUUAUAUAAUUUCCAGCAAAUACCUAUCACUGUACUGUAUUUGUAACUUAGAAUAUAAGAAGUUAAAUGUAAUUAGUAAUUUUGUGUAAUAAUAUGCGAAAUUAUUUUACUUUUUUUGAC